Arabidopsis lyrata subsp. lyrata is the source of this 1220-nucleotide messenger RNA. RefSeq names its product cysteine-rich repeat secretory protein 12. The transcript has 3 exons. The record is from RefSeq and is a predicted model, not a curated record. Bases 107 to 970 code for a protein of 287 amino acids. Gene Ontology annotation, cellular component: plasmodesma. NCBI's taxonomy places the organism in Eukaryota, Viridiplantae, Streptophyta, Magnoliopsida, Brassicales, Brassicaceae.
AUAUAGUAACGCACCAAGCAUAAAAAAAGUUGCGACGUUCUCAUACUUUCUCGAAUCACAUACCACAGAGACAGAGAGAGAAAAAAAAAAGCAAUCGUCGAAAGUCAUGUUCGCUACAAAACUAGUUCUCUUUAUCGCCGUCGUGUCACUUCUCGGAACAUUUUCAUCCGCCGCCGUUGAUACUUUCAUCUACGGUGGUUGCUCACAAGCAAAGUACUUUCCGGGAUCGCCUUACGAGUCAAACGUAAACUCGCUACUAACCUCAUUCGUUAGCUCAGCUUCUCUCUACACAUACAACAACUUCACCGUCAACGGAAUCUCCGGCGACAUCUCCUCCGUCUACGGAUUGUAUCAGUGUCGCGGCGAUCUAUCCUCCGGCUCGGGAGAUUGCGCAAGAUGCGUCGCGCGAGCCGUUAGCAGACUCGGGAGUCUCUGCGCCAUGGCGUGCGGUGGCGCGUUGCAGCUCGAAGGCUGUUUCGUUAAAUACGACAACACGACGUUCCUCGGCGUGGAAGAUAAGACGGUGGUGGUUCGCCGUUGUGGGCCACCGGUUGGUUAUAACUCGGACGAGUUGAAUCGUAGAGACUCGGUGGUGGGUUAUUUAGCGGCGAGUAGCGGUGGUUCAUACAGAGUAGGAGUGUCAGGGAAUUUACAAGGUGUGGCGCAGUGCACCGGAGAUCUCAGUGCGACCGAGUGUCAAGACUGUUUGAUGGAAGCGAUCGGACGGCUGAGAUCGGAUUGUGGAGGAGCCGCUUGGGGUGACGUGUACUUAGCCAAGUGCUACGCGCGUUACUCUGCGCGUGGAGGACACUCUAGAGCCAACGGCUACGGUGGGAGUCGUAACAAUGAUGACGAUGAGAUAGAGAAAACACUUGCAAUCAUAGUUGGCUUAAUUGCUGGAGUUACGUUACUCGUCGUAUUUCUCUCUUUUAUGGCAAAAUCGUGCGAGAGAGGUAAAGGUGGGAAGUAAAUAACGUUAUGGGCUUUUGCCUUUCGCAUCUUGACUCUUUGUAUCAUCAAUAUAUGUUUUUUAAAGAAUUAAAUGCGUAAAGGAGAAAGAAAAGCGAAGAGAUUCUUCAUAUUCUCCACUAUAAUCCUAAAGGAUGUUUCUUUUUUGACCCACUUUAAUUUAAGUUUUACUAUUUUUCAAAUGUAUAGAAAACUCUCGCCGUUUAGAUUUGUGAUCGUCUCUUUACGUAAGAACAUUUAAAAGUGGCGCA